Molecule: messenger RNA, 3575 nt
Organism: Etheostoma cragini (Arkansas darter)
Lineage: Eukaryota; Metazoa; Chordata; Actinopteri; Perciformes; Percidae
Exons: 11
Coding region: 591-2996 (801 amino acids)
Biological process (GO): nuclear migration
Cellular component (GO): cytoplasm; meiotic nuclear membrane microtubule tethering complex; nuclear outer membrane
Molecular function (GO): actin filament binding
Source: RefSeq, a predicted model, not a curated record
UAUAUAUUCAUAAACUCCAUUUAAAAAAACUGAUAUAAAACAGCUUGAUUGAAAUUGGAGCUCUGAGACCUCUGGUCCAGUUAUUUGCUUUUAGUCUUAGUUCAUGUGCUGUUAUCUGCAUUGAUUUGGCUUUGUGAUUCUCUUGAAUGUGCAUCUUCCCAUUUCUGCCCUGUUGACAUCCAUCCAUUCAGAUUGUGCUUGUAAAUGACGGGGGUGCAAAAAGAAACUGCCAGUUUCUCUUGAGUAAUUCUGCCCAAUGAUGGAAGAUUUCACUCAUUAAACAUGCAUCAAAUUUCCCUGUUGAGGCUGAAUGAGGAAUGCAGCAGAACUUCAGCAAAAUUUUGACGAAUCGCAGCCUGCCAAUAGGAUUCAGUUUGAGUUGUCUCAGGGGACUGGAAGCUAGAGUUGAUCAACAGCUCGGAGCGUGUUCAGGCAAGACGCACUGCCACAUUCUGCCUUUUCUUUAUCCUUGUACUGCAAGGAAACCUCAGAGCAUGUCGGAUUGCAACAAGCUCCUGGCAUUUUGAACCGUCCUGCCGUCAUAUCUCCACAAUGGAUCAUAAGUAGAUGUGUGUGACAAGCAUCGUUGAAUGAGAAUGCAGGACAAGGCCAACAGGGAUUCACAAAAGAAGUCAUCGGGAGAGAUCAGUGAUCAACGUGUGCAACAGCUUCAAGAUGAGAGGAUAGCAGUGCAGAGGAGAACCUUCACCAGGUGGAUGAAUGUGUUUCUGCAGAGGCGUGAUCCUCCGAUUGAAGUGCACGACCUGUUCACAGACAUCCAGGAUGGCAGGAUACUGAUGGCUCUGCUGGAGGAGCUGUCUGGGUGCAAGCUACUUCAUCGGUUUAGGUCGUCGCCUCACCGCAUUUUCAGACUGAACAACAUUUCCAAAGCCCUGGCGUUCCUGGAUGACAGACAUGUGAAGCUGCUUGGCAUCGAUGCCUCUGCUAUUGCUGAUGGGAUCCCCUGUGUUGUUCUUAACCUUGUCUGGAACAUGAUCUUGCAUUUUCAGGUAAAGGAGGUGACAGGAAGUCUCCAGAAACGUUUGUCUUCUAGCCUCUCUUCCUUAUCAAUGAGCAGUUAUCCCUCCUCCAGCAACCUCUCGCCCCAGCCAAAUGACAUUGGCAGCUACUCCUGCAGCACUAUGCCAAGCAAAGGCAGGAAGGCUGCCAGAGAGCCAAAGUACCAUGGGAAAGCAAUCAAGACUCUACUGCAGUGGGUCCAAAGAUGCACAUCAAAGUUUGGUGUGGAGACGCAUGACUUUGGGAAGAGCUGGAGGAGCGGGUUGGCAUUCCUAGCCUUGAUUAAGUCCAUAAACCCAGCCUUGGUCGAUCUGAAGGAGAGUCUGCCCAGAGAGCCACGAGAAAAAAUUCAACUGGCCUUCAUGAUAGCUCAUCACAAUUUGGAUAUACCACCUCUGCUGGAGCCUGAAGAUGUGUUGUGCACUUCACCAGAUGAGCAGUCCAUCAUCACCUAUGUGUCUAUGUUCCUGCGGCAUUGUUCAGGCACAGAUGAGGAUCACGCAACAAAUAGUGACGAUGCUGAGAUCCCAAACUUUGGAUCACUUGAGUCAGUCAGCUUUGAAGAGACCCUCGCUGAAGACCCAGAAGCCCAAGCUUUGCUCCAAGGGUUGCAGAAGAGCAGCGAGCAGCUAAUGUGGACAAGCUGGGCUAGAAGAUCCUCAGGGAGCCCCUGUGCCACCUCGCUUGACACAAGUGAAGCUACUGCACCAUGCGUCAAAGAGCAAAGCCGGUGUGGAAGCAUGUUACAACACCCUAGUCCAAUGGACGCAGGCAUAGUCGGUCAGGAGAUCCAAUCGUGGAUGGAGAAAGCGUCUGGGGACCAGGGCUACAGCAAGCGAAGCACGGAUGAAAGUUUUUCUUCGAGCUCUGAGGAAGGAAUCCACAGCUUGUUGGCACUGGACUCAGAUGAGGAGGAUGCCUACAGCUACAUCCUGAAUCUUAAUAAAGAGGCUUUUCAACCAUAUAAUCAGAUGCUAAGACAAGUACCAAUGGUUGAAGAGGAAACAGAGGAAGUAAUGUUCCUGAAUGGACAAAAGAUGGAAUAUUCAAAACAUCUGGAAGUAUAUGAGAUGUUAAACGGCACUGGAUGUAAACAUCAAGGAGGCUUACUUGCACAAAAUGUUGAAUCGGAAAUCAGGGCUCAGUCAGCAAUUUACAGCAUGUUCGAUUGGGACAAAAAUGAAAGUAGUUCCAAAGACAUGGCAAACAGUAUGGCUGUGGUUAGCAUGAAGCCAGGGAAAGACUGCAGCGACAACGGUGAGGAAAGUGAAGAUGAGAGAGUUGUUAUAGGACAGAGUAAUGAUGAUAGUGAUUGUUACGAAGAAGAAGAGAGGAAGGAGAAGACAGAAAAUGCUCGAUUAGUAAAGCAUGGAUGUAAUAAAAGAGCGGUCCUGGUAGAUGAAACCUUGGUUUUUGAAGUGGCUAGUUGGAAGGAAGAGUCUGUAGAAGAGAGGAGAGGGCUUUUUGAAAAAGGUGGACAAGUGAGUGAAAAGAGAGUAGUAGACCAUGAAGAAGCUGAAGUAAAUGAAAAAGUAUCAACUGAUGAGGCUGUACAUAGGGUCAGAGACGCCGGUGCGUGUAGCAUUAACACAAAGGAAGAAAAUGACGGGAAAGCCCCCAAAAUGGAAAACAAAGACAAGGUAGACUACAACGACACAGUCACAAAUUCAGUGGAUUUUGAGGAAGUAAGAACAGUAGAGGAGAAAGACAAUAUUAAGAAACAUAAACUCACUGACAGGGUGGCAACAAGGAUAGAUCAUCCUGGUAAAACUGCCUCAAAAAAUGACACUAAUGGAGCUGUUAACGUCCGUGGUGGUGAGAGCUGGACUCCUGCAUGUAGUGAACGUUCUCAGUCAUUCAGAGAGGGAGGAUUUAUCCUUCAGUCAUCAGCAGCCUCUUGUGACAUUACCCCAUUAGAGCUGGAAAUGCUCUUGGUCCUGUGGAUCCUUCUCUACAGCUGCUUCAUCCUAGCUUAAAUGAACUUAAGAGUCCCCCUGCAGUGCACUCCUCUUAUCAAGAUGUGCACAUUAGCCCAGUUUCCAGUAACGAGCCAAACAAGGACACUUAAGGCUUUUUUUAAAGCUCUUUAUCUGUGUCACAAAAUCUACCGCGAAGGCAACAUUUAAUUCUUGUGUUUGCUUUUUGCUGCCAGCUGAAAUAAAUUGUCAUUUGGGCAAUAGAUAAAACACAUAAUAAUGUUAUCCACAUGAUUACAUAUUUUGCUACUUGGUCUUACACUACACAAACCAUUUGACAUGGUUUGUAAGGUGUUUCUGCGAGAUUAAAAUGCUCUGUUAAUUUGAUUUACUUUUCGGCUAGAACUAUACUUUGAAUUUCAGUUGACUUUAUCGACCACAUGGUGGCAUCGCAGCAUCACCGCAGCAACAACCCCACGUUACGUGCUGUCUUUAUAUCUGCCAACUGCUGAGAAUCCCGUGUGACCUGCUGUUUAAAUAGAAGCUGUAUUGACACGGUGAGAUUUGGCUGAUAAUAUUUUAAUGAGCACUUUGGCAUUUCGCAGACUCUUUAUCACUGUAUGAUAGUAAAAGCUAAUC